Molecule: messenger RNA, 1827 nt
Organism: Prunus armeniaca (apricot)
Lineage: Eukaryota; Viridiplantae; Streptophyta; Magnoliopsida; Rosales; Rosaceae
Source: the annotation of a GenBank genome assembly
AUGGAGAAAACACAAAAGAUCAUUCAGUACAGAGAGAGGCUAGACAAGACACUGGCAUCUCCUAAUCUAACAAAUAAGGAGGCCUUAAAACUCCUUGUCAAGAAUCAGCUGAUUCAUUUUUCCGAAAAUGAAAUUGGAGGAUGUAAUGAGAAUGUGAUAGAAGAAAAGACUGCUGAAGUAUCCAAUUUACUUGAUAUGUUGAGGAGUGCUUGCAUUGUUGAUGACAAGGGAUUGACUACUUGUGAGACCACAUCACAUCCUGAAUGGAAAUUAAAACAUGACAAUGAACAGUUCCGUGUUAUGUAUCGCGAGGGAAUCCAAGGCACUCCCUUUCAUACAUUACUUGUUGAAGGCUACGUAGAUGGAUCUGUUGAUGACUGUUUAUGCGCCUCAUGGGAGUCAGACCUUUACAAGAAAUGGUGGCCUCAGUCUACCAUUCCAACUUUCAAAAUUCUCUCUGCCAAAUGUUUGCAGAAGGUCCGGAUUGGUGAACAGAUUUCUUUAGUGAGGAUGAAGGUUCCAUGGCCACUUUCACCUAGGGAGGCUGUUGUACACUAUUUUAUGUUUGAGUACUUCCAAGAUGAUCUGAUUGUUGUUCUCUUAAAAUCGGUCUCUGAUUCGGAAAGCAUUGAUGGUGUUCAUGGUCUCACAAAUGAGGAAACUGCUGGAGCAAAGGAUUUGGUAAGGAUAGAUGUGGUGGGUGGCUUUGCUAUACAGAAGGUUACCAAAGAAAGAAGUUACUUUCGGACAAUAGCAACUAUGGAUAUAAAAUUGGACUUUGUCCCGCCAUCCCUUAUAAAUUUUUUCUCAAGGCAGCUCAUUGGCAAUGGUUUCCGACUCUAUCAAAAGGCAGUGUCUUCUAAGCUUAACGGUGAUGGAGAUUACAGUAAGGCCUUGGAAGGCCCGCUGUACACUCAGAUACGUGAAGCUCUUUUUCCACUUAAUGAACCAAACAGACCUCUGGAAGGAGAAAGGCUAAACAGUGACACGUCCAAUCUCUCUGAAGAACAUCUAAUGAAAAAUCAGAUGAGUGACUUGAAGUUGGUGGAUAUGGAUCAGAAAGUUGAAAAUGAUCACCCUGCAAGUGAAGCUGCCCCAGAUGAUGCACAAGUUCACCCUGCAAGUGAAUUGAUGUCAGAUGAUGCAUUAGUUACUGGCAGAAGCACUUUUGGUGAGAUUGAGGAGGUAGAGAGCGAAGACGGCAGGCAGUUUGAGAAUCAAACAUCCAACAGAGUUGCAGAAAAGGGUCUAGUAAAUGGAAAGAUAAAUGUUGUUAUCAGUUCUGAGGUAGAACAAGCUUUAGGAACAUUAGAAAAGAUAAUUUAUAAGGUUCGAAAAAAUGGAUUGAAUGCUCAAAUUCGGUCUUCUUCUGGCUUCACCAAUGAAAUCCCCCAAAAGGAAACUUAUGGAGGUAACCCAAAAGCCUUAGAAGGUGGAGUGUGUAUAAGUGGUGAACGUUUUGUUGAAGCAUCUAAAGAAGAAGUCAUUGAGAGGACUUUGCCUAAGUCUGUGACAAAUAGCUCUGGCAUUCACAACUUAAGCUAUGAAGGAUCAAAUUCUCUGUCAAAGGAAGUUAACCAUAACAGAAUAGUACCUACUUCCCUAGAGCAGGAACUUUCAAUUUCUUGCGAUAAUAACCAGUCUGCCUUGUGUUCCUCUAAAGAUGGGACUGCAGAGGUACCUGUAUUAGACUUGGAUCAUAUUAUGUACGGCACCACCAACCACAUGAGCUCCAUGAAAAAUGGCAAGGAUGAAAAUAUCCCUAAUAGAACGAAGAAAUCGACGAAGAAAAGAAAGCAUUGGUACUGUUGCUUCAGCAUGAAUUAA